This is a messenger RNA of Morchella importuna, 942 nucleotides long. RefSeq lists its product as uncharacterized. Gene Ontology annotation, biological process: mitochondrial phosphate ion transmembrane transport. Gene Ontology annotation, cellular component: mitochondrial inner membrane. The transcript has 4 exons. NCBI's taxonomy places the organism in Eukaryota, Fungi, Ascomycota, Pezizomycetes, Pezizales, Morchellaceae. The record is from RefSeq and is a predicted model, not a curated record. Bases 1 to 942 code for a protein of 313 amino acids. Gene Ontology annotation, molecular function: phosphate transmembrane transporter activity.
AUGUCGAAAGCCGUUGAAGCCGUUGUCAACCCCCCUGCUGAGCAGAAGCUCUCAGGAUUGGCCCUCUACUCUCGUUUCGCCUUUGCUGGAGCUGUCUGCUGUGGUGUUACUCACGGAGCGUUGACCCCCGUUGAUGUCGUAAAAACCCGUAUCCAGCUCGACCCCGCCAAGUACAACAAGGGCCUCAUCGGCGGCUUCAAGCAGGUUGUUCAGAGCGAAGGUGCUGGCGCCCUUUUGACCGGUUUCGGUCCUACUGCUGCCGGAUACUUCCUUCAGGGAGCCUUCAAGUUCGGAGGUUACGAGCUUUUCAAGCAGCAGGCUAUCAACAUCCUCGGUUACGACACUGCCCGUGAGAACCGCACCGCCGUCUACCUCGCUUCCUCCGCUCUCGCCGAGUUCUUCGCCGAUAUCGCUCUCUGCCCUCUCGAGGCCACCCGUAUCCGUCUCGUCUCCCAGCCCGACUUCGCCAGCGGUCUCCUCUCCGGAUUCUCAAAGAUCUUCAAGAAUGAGGGUAUCGGCGCUUUCUACUCCGGGUUCGGGCCCAUCCUGUUCAAGCAGGUUCCCUACACCAUGGCCAAGUUCGUCGUCUACGAGAAGGUUUCCGAGAUGGUCUACAGCAAGAUCGACAAGUCGACUCUCAGCGAUGGUGCGCAGACUGGUGUGAACUUGGGAGCUGGUUUGGUUGCUGGUAUGGCUGCUGCUGUUGUCUCGCAGCCUGCCGACACUAUGCUCUCAAAGAUCAACAAGACCAAGGGACUUCCCGGUGAAGGUACUACCUCUAGGUUGAUCAAGAUCGCCAAGGAGCUCGGUAUCAGGGGAUCCUACACUGGUCUCGGUGCCCGUUUGUUCAUGGUUGGAACUUUGACCGCUGGACAGUUUGCCAUCUACGGAGACAUCAAGAAGGCUCUCGGCGCCGUUGGCGGUGUCGAGAUUGGAAAAUAA